Uncinocarpus reesii 1704 is the source of this 1233-nucleotide messenger RNA. RefSeq lists its product as uncharacterized. Gene Ontology annotation, molecular function: DNA binding. Gene Ontology annotation, cellular component: delta DNA polymerase complex. Bases 1 to 1233 code for a protein of 410 amino acids. The record is from RefSeq and is a predicted model, not a curated record. Lineage: Eukaryota; Fungi; Ascomycota; Eurotiomycetes; Onygenales; Onygenaceae. Gene Ontology annotation, biological process: DNA strand elongation involved in DNA replication; DNA replication. The transcript is spliced from 4 exons.
AUGGCAGAUGAAGAGGAACAGUUUCUGUGUCCCCCAAGGGACAAAGAAGAUUACCCCCCGCGGUUCCGACAAGAGUCCGCUUAUAACCCCCUUUCCACCUUCCAUCUGGCCCCCGGUGAAACGAGGAAUUACCAGCAGCAGUAUGCGGACAUGUACUUUUUACGGCUGGCAAGGCUCAAGCCUGUUGUGUCGCAAAUUGCGGCUGCUGAAUGGGAGGGGUUUACACACUGGACAGCCGCCCCGCCUCGGCGAAAAACGUAUUUAGAUACCUCUAACCAAGAAAGCGCACAAACUAUGCUGGAAGACGAAUCGGGCCGGCUCCGACUCACUGGUACUCUACUUCAGUCUGCUUUACUGGUGACUGGCGCCGUUGUAGCUGUACUUGGGACCGAAAACGCCAAUGGUGAUUUCGAGGUGAUAGAUGUCAAGGUGCCCGAUCUACCGCCCCAGCCUACCAGAUGGGAACGCGACAGCACGGAUUCAGGAUCUGGGAAGAGGAAACGGAGCCUAUUAGAUACUGCUGAUGACGGACCAAGGAAGAAGAUCGCAUUUGUCAGUGGGCUCGGAAUCACUGGCACUUCAGGAGAUACUGUGGCCUUGUCGCUGCUGGCUGAUUAUCUCCUUGGUUUCGCCGAGGGUGGCUCCAUUCCGACUAACUCGACCCAAAUAUCCCGCCUCAUAAUAGUCGGUAACUCCCUUGGACGCGAUGUGUCUUUGAAUCUUGAAGAACAGGAUGCAAAUGAGGCAGUGAAAAAGAAGCGGCAGACCAAGAAAUACGGAUAUGACGCAUCAGCGUACAAUGCAUCGCCAAUAACUCACCUUGACAAUUUUCUCGCCGAGAUUCUUCCCAGCAUACCCGUCACCCUGAUGCCUGGUGAAACUGAUCCUGCAAAUUUCGCUCUACCCCAGCAAGCAAUUCACCGCGCCAUGUUCCCGCGGUCUAGAAACUACUGCUCGCCCCCUCGCUCAAGUCUCGAAGAGGUGCAAUCAGAACCCGGAUGGCUUGAUACCGUCACGAAUCCGUGGCAGGGGGAUGUUGAAGGGUGGAGAUUGUGGGGCUGUAGUGGACAAAACGUCGACGACGUGCUGAAAUACAUCUCUCUUGACGAUGAUGAAAUUGAAACUUCGCGAGAUCCCGAGGGCGACACGCGGUUACGGUUGAUGGAAGCCAUGUUGCGGUGGAGAUGUGCGGUCCCCACUGCACCGGACACGAUAUUGAGACUGGCGAGUUAG